UUUUUUGUUGAUAAAAUAAUAGAAUUCUUGUUUUUAUGGUUUCUCUUGUAAAAAUUGCAUUAUCAACAAUAUGGAGAAAUUAAAAAUUUCUGAUUGGUCAGAAAAAGCUAAAGAUAGUAAUUCUUUAUUAGAGAAGUAUGCCAAAAAAAAUAAUUGGGAAAAGUAUUUGUUAAGGGAAGAAACUGGAGACAAAAGAAAUCCAAAUUACUUUGAAAAUGAAAAAGUUUCUUAUGGUUCCUUGUACUUUUCUGUCAAAGAUCAAGCUGCCAAAUGGUCUGUUACAUAUGGACCUUGGUCAAACAAUGGAAAAAAAAUAGUACACGGAGGUGCAAUUGCUACACAUCAUGAUUCAAUUGCUGCUGUUUUGAUUGAAAAAUGUUUUGGUCUCAAAUAUGCAACUGCUAGCCUUAAUAUCAAUUACAAAAGUCCUAUGGCAGUUGGAUCAACUUUUUUGUUCGAGUGCAAAGUUGUAAAAGUGGAAGGACGAAAAAUAUUUCUUGAAAAUAAAAUAAUUAACUUUGAAAACAACAAAGUAGUAGGCGACGCUUCUGUAUUAUAUAUAUUGCUUAAUUAAAACUCGUGUUUAA
Molecule: messenger RNA, 587 nt
Organism: Hydra vulgaris (swiftwater hydra)
Lineage: Eukaryota; Metazoa; Cnidaria; Hydrozoa; Anthoathecata; Hydridae
Product: acyl-coenzyme A thioesterase THEM4
Source: RefSeq, a predicted model, not a curated record